Symbiodinium sp. CCMP2592 is the source of this 396-nucleotide messenger RNA. NCBI's taxonomy places the organism in Eukaryota, Dinophyceae, Suessiales, Symbiodiniaceae. The record is from the annotation of a GenBank genome assembly.
AUGUUCGAUCCACUGCUCGGCAGAUACCGGGACAACAGCACGGAGGCAAGCCAGCGGCAUAUGGAAGAGCGUGAGCGGGUGGCGCACCUGAAUCGCGCAAAGGACAUCCAGAUCUUGCGAGAGCAGCCUUUUGACAUCCUCAACCAGGAGUCAAAGUUAGAAAAGCUGGCUCCAGGCAAAGACCCAGCGAGGCUUGGUGGCCACGGCACGAUAGGCACCAAGGAGCGCACGAAGGACGGCAGGGGUCACUUCCCUCAGACCGCCGUGGACUACAACAUCCUCUCCAACAUGCCCUUUCAAGAGCACCACUGGGCCAAGCACGAUGAGCGGCCUCGGUUGAAGGAGAAGUCCCCAAGGGUGCGGAAGGUGCCGGCAUUUCUUUGCAAGGCCGGCUGA